CAGCAGGAUCAAGGACAAACUCAAGCAGUAGUUUGCCUCCUUCCCUCUAUAUCUUUUGGUCCCACUUUUGCUUCGCUUGUGCUGACGUUUGUUUUCUCAGCCUCUAGUGUGCGUGCUGCGGCAGUUACUGCAUUAGACGCGCGUCAGAGUCGGAAGAGCAGAAUGAGCCGUCACGUAGUAUCGCAAUGCAAAGGCUUCGGACUACCGCAAGCAUGAUGGAUGUACGGAAGGCAGCGCAGGAUCAAGAGCAGAACGAUUCAGGUUACCAAUGCCGACGAAUGGUGUCCAUAUCGAGCAUCAAGUCCAUUCCAGAACUCAGUCCGGAUGUACUUCCAUUUCAAAUUAACGCCGGAACGUACAGCUCGAUCGAUCUCGACUUCACUGUGGACGACCCUCGCUGGCGUGGCAACAUUGAGUUCGCCGAGCCGAUCAGCAAAGCUUGGACGGACGACCCUACGCUGGACAGGAAUCCGGGAGGAUGGCCGGAACUCGUUUAUCCUGCUCUUCGCGACCGAUCCUCAUCGGUGCCGGCGAUCUGGGCGCAGCCUCUUGCGCGGGACUGAGGAGAGAGGGAUGGAUGCGUGCUAUUGUUGUGUUUUGGUUUAUCUGUAUGACAUUAAGCACACGAUCAUGUUUGCAUGAGCGACUGGAUAGGUUUUCGGUCUUUGCUCAUUUUAUGAUGAUGGUUCUGUCUGCUUUCAACUAUACCACUUUCGCGAGGUCUAUUGGUGCGGCUGCGCUGGAUUACAUAGGAUGUUUGAGGAAAUUGAAGUAAUGUCUCUUACCGGCCACUUCUCGACUUGGCUCUGU
This is a messenger RNA of Pseudocercospora fijiensis CIRAD86, 810 nucleotides long. RefSeq lists its product as uncharacterized. NCBI's taxonomy places the organism in Eukaryota, Fungi, Ascomycota, Dothideomycetes, Mycosphaerellales, Mycosphaerellaceae. The record is from RefSeq and is a predicted model, not a curated record. Bases 220 to 642 code for a protein of 140 amino acids. The transcript has a single exon.